Ustilago hordei is the source of this 2160-nucleotide messenger RNA. RefSeq lists its product as uncharacterized. Gene Ontology annotation, molecular function: acyltransferase activity. The transcript is spliced from 4 exons. The coding region runs from base 1 to 2160 and encodes 719 amino acids. The record is from RefSeq and is a predicted model, not a curated record. Lineage: Eukaryota; Fungi; Basidiomycota; Ustilaginomycetes; Ustilaginales; Ustilaginaceae.
AUGUUGCUGAGCAGGCAACGCAAGGGUUUGGAGCUUCUCACAACUGCCCGCCUCACAUCCACCCGAACACCGCUUCAGCGUGCGAUCGUAGCCGCUCCUCGACUCACGCCUUCGCCUCGUAGCUUCUCUACAGCAUCACCAGCCAUGUUUGCGCUCACACCAUGGCGUGGUACGCCAGGCGCUCAGCCCAAGACCUUCAGCCAGCAGAGAAACCUGCCUCGCCUUCCCGUGCCGAGCUUGGAGCAGACAUUUGACAAGUACCUCAAGUCACUUUCGCCUUUCCUUCGUCAACUCGAAGAGCAGGGCAAGCUCGAAGGCAGCACUGCAGAGAAGGAGCUCGCCAAGCGAAAGCAGUGGGUUCAGGACUUCCUUGCACAAGGUGGUCUUGGCCAUAAGCUUCAGCAGAGGCUCAUUGACGUGGAUCGCACCACCAACAACAACUGGCUCGAUGACCGAUGGUGGUUGCAAAAGGCAUACCAUGAAUGGCGUGUGCCGCUCAUGAUCAACAGCAACUGGUGGCUCAUGUUCACGCCGGACAAAAACAUGCCCGCCGAGGUGUUUGAGCAAAGCGGCCGCGAUGCUUAUCCUAUCCUUGGUCUUGGCUCGCAAGGCUGGGACGAUGCCGCUUGGGGUAUCCGACGUGCCGCAUGGCUCACUUCGCGCUUCCUCCAAUUCAAGAAGCGUCUUGACGACGAGGACAUUAUGCCUGAUUCCUCGCGAGCGGGUGCGUUCUGCAUGCACCAAUACACACGGCUUUUCGGAAUCACGCGGAUUCCUGGGCUCCCUCACGACUGGAACACGGCGACACCACACCCAGCCAAGGCGCGACACAUUACGGUGAUCGCACGAGACAACUACUACGAGCUUGAGGUGCUGCGCAAGGAUGGCUCGCUUCUUGGCGUCGACGCACUUGAAAAGGCACUGUGGGAUAUUAUUGCUGAUGCCAAGAAGGGUGACGGCGCCGGUGUGGGUGUGCUCAGCUCUGACAACCGCGACAGGUGGACCAAGACACGAGAACACCUGCUGAGCGUGUCGCCGAUGAACCGCAAGAGCAUCAACUCGAUCGAGGACAGCUUGCUUUGUGUUUCAUUGGAUUCGAGCAUCCUGGCUCUCUCUCCAGAGCACCCUGCGCCGGCGCACGAAGCGACGCCUGUAUGGGUGGACGCUCUGGCCCGCAACUGCAGUGGUGCUGGACGAGGUGGACACAACCGAUGGUUUGACAAGGCGCUCUCGAUCGUCGUCGAGCCCAACGGACGAGCGGGUAUUAUGGGCGAACACUCGCCUUGCGAUGCUCUGAUCCCCAGUAUCCUGUGUGACUAUGCGGCUGCUGAGCCAUGCCCUCCUCCUGGCUCGAGCUUGCCCUCUGAGCUCACCUCGCCGAACGAGUCGGCAGGCUGGAAGAAGUUGGAAUGGAGAGUGGACGAGUCGACGCAGCAAUCAAUCCAGCAGUCGGAAGAGGCAGCUCUACAGGCUGCUAAAGAGUCAGACAUUCGCACGCUCUGGUACGACGAGUAUGGAGCUGACUGGAUCAAGAAAGUUGGCAAGCAUAGUCCAGACGCAUAUCUGCAGAUGGCACUUCAGCUCGCCUACGCCAAGGCACACGGACAACAAGUCUCAACCUACGAGACGGCAUCGACACGUCUGUUCAAGCAUGGACGUACAGAUGUGAUCCGCUCAUUUAGCGAUGAAGCAUACGACUUUGUCCGUGGCAUUCGUGAAGGCAAGGACGCAAAGACGCUCUACGCGCUCUUGACAGCAGCGACCAAGUCUCACAACACGCAGACGCGAGAAAGCUCGACAGGCAAGGGUAUCGAUCGCCACAUGACUGGACUACGAUUGCUGAUGCGUGCCGAGGAUGGCGAAGCACCUGCCAUCUUCUCUGAUCCGUUGUUCGGCGAAUCGCAGUCAUGGCGAUUGAGUACGAGUGGAUUGAGUGCUGGUGACCGAUUCGCAGGAACCGGAUUCGGUACCGGCUACCCGACCGAGUCGUACGGUAUCAACUACCUCGCUGGUGCAAGGCUGCUCAAGUUUGGUAUCGAGUCCAAGAAUGGCGCCACGACCGACUUCGCCAAGUGCAUUGUUGAAGCAUUGCGUGAGAUGCGACGCAUCUGCGAACAGGGCGGACCCCCUCCCGAAGCUACUCAAUCGCACAAGCUAUGA